UGACAAAACUGUUGGGACAUCAGGAGCUGGAAGUGUUUUAAGCCUGUUCAAACAUGGAGCACUGGGACACACUGGGAUUUUUGAUAGUCACACUCAACUAUAAUGUGACUAUUGUAGGGAAGAUCUGGCUGAUGCUGAUAAUUCUGCUGAGAAUGGCAGUGGUGGUGUUAGCAGGCUACCCCCUCUACCAAGAUGAGCAGGAACGCUUUGUCUGCAACACCCUGCAACCAGGAUGCUCCAACGUUUGCUAUGACUUGUUCUCCCCCGUAUCUCACUUUAGGUUCUGGCUCAUUCAGACCGUGUCUAUCCUGCUGCCUUAUGCUGCAUUCAGCAUUUAUGUUUUGCACAAGGCUGCCAUGUACAUGGUAAGAAUGCACUGCCUGGGGCAUGAGUGCAAGAGCAACAAGGGUUUAUCGAGCCCCAAAGAUGUGAAGGAGCUUUGUAGAAGUACAGUUGUCAAUAGAGUAGAUUGUGGUGCAGACAACCUAAGAGUCCUUAAUUUUUCAGGAGCAUAUACUGUUCAUCUUUUUAUUAGGACCCUGCUUGAGGCUGCCUUUGCAGUUGUGCAGUACUUUCUUUUUGGAUUUGUUGUUCCUGACCGCUUUUCAUGCUACCACUCACCUUGCACGAGCGCUGUUGACUGUUACAUCUCCCGGCCCACUGAGAAAUCCAUCAUGAUGAUUUUCAUCUGGGGGGUCAGCAGUCUGUCCUUCCUGCUCAGCCUUGCUGAUCUCGUCUGUGCCCUCCAGAGAAUGACAGCAAGAAACCAAAAGAACAAGCUGCUGGCAAACAUCUGCACAGAGAAGGAGUGCAUGUUGCAUCUUCCCCCAGUCCAGCUGAGUAGCUCUUCUCCACCUCACAAUGGGGAUGGCCCAGUAGCAAAUAGCUGUCAGACCAGUGAUGGCUCCUGCUCUCUUCUCUCUGAAGAGGACGAGGCUGUUCUUCAUCCUGAAGGUGUCCCUCAGCAAAGUGCCAGCACUAACCUCAGCAGCAGCAGUAAGUGCUGUGCAUCAGGAGACUUUGCUGUUGGGCAACAGAGCACUGAAGAGCCCUCGUGUGCCAGAGAGCACCAAGGAACUCCCUGCAGCCAAGUGAGACCCAGACUUCAGCAAGACUUCAUUAAAGAUACUGCCCUGGCUUUGAGACCUCAGCUCGAGUCUCCCCUUGGAGUUUCUUCCUCUGUUGUUCAGAGCAAGCUUUUAGGGUUCUACCCUUCAGCUGAGCUAAAAAGCCCCGAUGCACAAUCAAAUUAUAGCAGCACUAGCUGCCUGAGAUCAAAAAAGUCAGAAUGGGUAUAG
This is a messenger RNA of Sturnus vulgaris (Common starling), 1298 nucleotides long. Lineage: Eukaryota; Metazoa; Chordata; Aves; Passeriformes; Sturnidae. The record is from RefSeq and is a predicted model, not a curated record.